UGACGUGCUUCGGAAUUUAAUGUUAUAAUGGAUCAUUGGGAAAUUUAAUCACUUUGUUAUAACCAUACAUGAUAACGUUUCGUCAUGGCUACAAGAAGUCUGACAGAAGUAUUCAUAUUAAUGCGAAAUAAUGCGUUACAGAGCAGGCAUAUUUUUUCAGAGCAAACUGCCGAUGACAGAGUUGCUCUUAUGUCUGGAGCUAAUGUCGAUCCAGAAUUAGGAAUUGCUUCUACUCGGUCAUCACGUUUACCACCAGAUUGGGUGGAUGGUGUGGAAGAAAUCCAGUAUGACAUAUCCAGAAUAAAACAGAAAAUGAAGGAAUUGUCAGCUUUACACACAAAACACCUCAACAGACCAACUCUGGAUGACAGUGUGGACGAAGAACAUGCCAUUCAGAUACAGACUCAAGAAAUCACACAGAUGUUUACAAGGUGUCAGCGGCUAGUACACCAAAUAAGUUCAAAAAGUUUUCGAGGAUCUGACCAGGAAAAAAAACUUUCUCACAACAUAGUGUCAUCUCUCGCAAGAACGAUUCAAGAGAUGUCUAUCAACUUCAGGAAGAGUCAGUCCAACUACUUGAGACGCCUCCAAAGCCGAGAAGAGAGGUCGAAGCAGUACUUUGAUACCAGUAUUGGCUCAGAUACAGGUCUCAUGGAGGAAGUGAAUAUCGCAGAUGAUGACAUGUACGACAAGGGUUUUACCCAGGCUCAGCUGGAGCUUGUAGAAGACAACACAUCAACAAUACACCAGCGUAGUAAAGAGAUUAACCAGAUUGUCAAGUCUAUCCUUGACCUUAAUGAAAUCUUCAAGGAUCUCUCCACCAUGAUUGUAGACCAGGGCACAAUCCUGGACAGGAUAGACUACAAUAUUGAGCAUGCCAGUGUCCAGGUGGAGAAAGGCCUGCAGCAGCUACAGAAGGCACAGAAAUACCAGAAAAAGAACCGGAAAAUGCUCAUCGUCGUUGUUCUGGCAUGUGUGAUUAUAUUACUGAUCAUAAUAUUAGUCGCUGUGAAAAGCUAGCGUUAGCUAUGUUUAGUUCUCUGUACAUAUAUAUGUAUAUCGUUGUGUAAUAUUUAUGACAGUCUUAGCAUCAUCAUUUCCAUCUGAAGUAAUCGCAGGUCUUGUGUUUUGAAAUAUGCAGGCAAGUUAAGAAAAGCCUCCCUGGGCUAGACAUGAUGUCCGGAAGUGAUCGGUCAGUUAAAAACACAUGACCUGUAAUAAAUGGCUUCUAGUAAACACUUCACUGGGACCAGAGCGGAAACAAAGGCAAGGCAAACAUGCUAACUGACCAUGGCAUUAUCAUGACGUACAAAGUAAGUUGUGUGCUUCAAAACAUAUGCAAAAUGUAUAAGACUGCUGACAGGGACCCUAAAAUUAACAUUUGGUCCGGCUGUCCUUUUCCUAAAGUUGUUGUCCAGGGCACCGUUCCACAAAGGUAUCUCAGCACUACUAUCACCGAAAAUAACUACUAUUGCCUCCUUAAUUAUUUUCAACGAUUGCCAUUCCAUUCCACGACACGGCAUAGCUUGCUAUCGUCGUAAAUUACAGUGAAAAUUUACAAUAGGUACGAGGCAGUUGUAAGCCAUUAAUGUAGAUGUCAAAUGGCAGUUAGAUGAUGAUUUGAUCAUUUUCCAAGAUGGAUUCUAACUUUUUGUGUAAAAAUGGAUCUAAUAUAUACCAAAUAUUCUACAUUCUACGCCAUACGACCUUCACACGAAAAUACGGGAGAUAACUCAUGUCUUGUACAUUCUACUUCAAAGCUACUUCAUGGAUGUCUGAUACCAUACAUCCAAGAUGUUCCAAAAAGUAUGUUACUAAUUUAUUAUUUAACUAAUUUGCAUGUCUUCGCAAAGAAGAUUUUAAUCAUUAAAGGGCACUUACGACUACCAUACGGUUGCUUUGUUGAAUGGCUGUAAAAUUUACGGUGCCAGUUGUAAAACUCACCUUAUGUCACUACAGUUAACCUUAGCUACAAUUCUUUCGUGGAACGGGGCCCUGGGGCCUAUUCCACAAAGUGAUCUUAACCCUAAGAUCACCUUCAGUGCAGAAGGUAAAACUGGACCCAGAGUUUGUAUUUAUAUGGAUUUUUAGCAUUGUUUUGAGAAUAUUCUUAAAACAUUCUUAACAUGGUCAACAUACUCUUGAGUGGAGAAAUAUUAUUAAAAUUACUUUUAAAAUUCGUCUGACACAAACUUUUAGUUAAGUCAUAAUUAUUACUUUGAGGAAAUUCCCAUAUGGAAUUCCCAUCAUAGUUGAGGAAAGUCCUGACUAUAUUUAACAUCACAUGGGAAAAACAAUCAGACAAUCUGUCAUCGAGCUGUAAUAGAGCUAAAAACGUCUUUUCUUUCUCUAAACAUUCGAGGGCAGUGUCCACCGAAGUGCUACCAUGGCAGCCAUUUUGUUUGAGAUAAGAAUUCUUAACCUAUGUUAAGAGUCCUCUAUGUGACUCUUAAGUGCUUUUUUAGCUUUGAUAUUAAUCUGAGAGCAAUACUGACAUUUAAUAGAAACUGUUAUGGAUUUUAAUUUUUUUUUUUUUUUUAAUUCUUAUAUUUAGGAGCAGCUCUCAGGCAUUUGAAGAAUUUACUUAUAUUUAAGAAUUCUUUGGCACUUAAAAAUCUUUAUAAAUAAUGUCCCUGAAAUAGGAGCAGUGGGUUUCUCCUCUCAUUUUGUAAACCAGAUCUUGCAAUAACCACUUGAACGACACAUAACAGCUGCUGAUUAAACAAUGUGCUGGGGAGUGGGGGGAUUAAAAGCAGGAUCACAUGGCAGUUGAUGUACUAAAGGCAGGAACACACAACUUAUGUUAUACUAUGUGUACAUUCCUUUUUAAAACAGUUUUUUUGCAAACAUUUAAACAGCUAGAAUGUUAAAGGUUAACUGUAUAAUAACGUAAAGAAAAAUAGGAACAUAAUUUAUUAUAUACAUAGCAAUGAAAUAUAUAGAUAUACAGAAACCAGAAAAUUAAUAUCCGGUGAAAAGUCAUAUUUUCACUGUAUUUUGGCUACAGUGAAAAUAUAGAAAUCGUAUUUACUUUUUUGUAAAAGUUCAUGAUUAAAUUAUCUCCUUUUGUCUUGUUUCUUUGUAUUUAAGGUUGAUGAUUAUCAAUGCAUCUGAUCGUAUUUGAAAAAAAAGAGUAAUUUAAACAACUGUACCUAUAAAAAAGUGAUAUGAAGUGCAAUUACGAUAAAAUAUCUAAAAUGAAUUGAAUACGAAGCUAAAUAAUGAUGACACAGUGUCCUAUCAGUGAGUCUUAAGUUAAAAUUUAUCGACAUUCGAUUUGUUUUGUUUUUGUGGGGUGGUUUUUUUGAGGAUUGCUUUGUAAGGUAGGUUUGUACAGCAGUAUUAUUAAUUAAAUGUUAAUUUAAUAAUUAAAGAUAAUUUUAGUGAUAUAGUCCAGUAAAUUUUGUGGAUAAGUUCCAUCGGAAGAAAUAUAUCAUGGUGUUAUGUGUUUUUGAUAGGAUAAGCAAAAGAUAUUAACAAAAAGCAAAAUAUAUUGUCAAAAAUUAGGAAAGAUGUAUAUAAUUAAUAGAACAUUUCAUGAUGUUUUUUCGAAUACGAUUUUUAUGUCAACUCAUGAUGUGUGAAAACCAUAUUUUCGCAACAUCACUCGUUGACAUAAAAAUCGUAUUAAAAAAAACCCCAUGAAAUAGCCUCUAUGUAUUGUUAAGUUAUAUGUAUAGUCAAAUGUUAGGAAAUGACAUUACCUAUGUUUUUAUUUCCAAUAAAGGCUAUUUUAUUAAAAUUAUUGAACAUCCUUUAUUGAACAUCCUAUUUUAUUAAAACUAUUGAACAUCCUUUAUUGAACAUCCUAGUUUAUUAAAAUUAUGCAUGAGAAAAAGGGAAAAAAAUAAACUAAGUUAGCUCCCUUGAAUAGUAUUUUUAUUCACGUGAUUUUCCCCAUUUGCAACUGUGUAGUGUACAUACUGAAAUGAUAAAAAAAUUACAUCACAUAUAUAAAUAACAAUGUGAUCCUUGCUUUUGAAUAAAAUUUACAAUGUUUAGCGUAGGUAAUUACUAAGAUGCUUUUCUAAUAUAAAAUUAACGCCAUGUGGCCUUAAUUCAGUUAAAUAACAAAAUAUUCAUAAAAAGUGAAAUCUACUCACAGUGUAUGACUUUUCACAAUGUACUCACAAUGAUUCAAAUCACUUUGUGGCAGCAAUUUAGUACAGAUUAAUAAUAAAGAAAAUACACAAGUAUUAUUUUACAAAAUGCAGUCUGAAAUCAGAUUUGCAGCAGCUUUUACUGUGGCACUGUCAUUUGCCACAGCAAAUUUUGAUGGGUGAUAACUGUUUGGGUGUCAAAAUUACGAAGCCUGUUUUUCUUAAAAGCAAGUGUUUAAGCGGAAUAGAUGUAUCUAGUUACACAUGCAGGUGUAAGGCUAAAACAGGCUUUAUAAAUUCGGCCCAUAUAGUUAUUUUGUGUGUCAUUUAGUAGGUGAAAUCCCGGGUCAAGCCGCCUUUAAACAACAUUCCUAUAUUUCUUUGUCUUUUUCUUUUUUCAUAUCUUCAUCUUAUUGUAGUAAUUGUAAAGUGGGCACUGCAACAUAAUCAAUAUUUUGGUGUCAUGUUUUGUUUAUUUCUAAGACUUAUCACCAGCUUAAUAUAAAUACAUGUGUGCCAAAGUGUUACUGUACCGUGAUUGUUUCCAACAAGCUUCAAUUUCCUUCACGUGGAUACUUGUGACAUCUUAUUCCUAACCAUAGUAGUAUUACCAAGUUACGGUAUUUGAGAUUUACAUAAUUGUGAAUGCUAAAACUUCAUAUGGUUAUCUUCUAAUUGUGUUGUCCUAAAAAUUGACUACCAUUUUAGUAAUGUUUUUGCUUUUCAUUAGAUGAUUUAUUUUAGUUUAGGGAAGCCAUUUGUUUUUUGGUUUGGGUACUUUUCAUUAGGGGUAUAGGACAUUUGUGGAAGCAUUCAUUCAUUUUAAAUACUACUGGACAGUGCAGAACACAAAAUGAAUUUAUUCUGCCAGACCAUUAAUCAAAUAUUUAUAUCUGUCCAUUAACUUUGUCCAUAAGUACUUGUCUGCUAUGAAAGACAGAUACACCAAUUCUUUGUGUUUGUUGGAUCACUGAUCACAACAUCAUCAUUACUAGCUUUAUACCGUAAUCAACCAAAUAUUUGUUAAUUUUUGUGGGGGUAUGACUGUAUGUUGAUUUAUUAUUUGCCUGUUUAAUGGCUUUAGGUGUAGUACAGAUUUGUACAUGUUUCUCUGACAUGACAUUGGAUCAUACUUCCUGUGGAUAGGGCUUAUGAAACUUUUAGAUUCUAAACUCAGGAUUUUAGUUUUCAACAUCAUGACAAUGCCAUACAAAUUGUAUGCAUUUAAGUAAUAUUAUUAAAGAUUUGAGUUUAGACUAAAGUUUUAUAACCUGGGGCCUUGAAACUUUUUCCUCUCUUGCUUGAAUUCCAUCUUAUUUCUUCCCAAUCGGCAGCUUGUCCUAUCUUUCAGAAUGUUCUCUGUGCGUCUCCCAAUCCUUGUCUCUCCAGUCCAUGACAGGUUCUCGUCUCUUGUGGCCAUUGGUGCCAUACAUCUGCUAUUUCACAUGUCCUUUAGCUGUGGGAUUAGUCUGUCCACUUCGGAGAGUGUUCAGUGGUUAUGUUUGGUAUUAUUAAGAGGCACCUGUAAUCACCUGCUACACCCCUACUACCAGCGGUUGUUAGUUAGUGUUAUGGGUCAGGCCAGCUUUAUUAGUGGAAGAGGACUGGGCUGGUGCUGAAUUCUGGCCAAUGCAGGAUCUGGGAGAAUAUAUCUUUGAGGGAGUACUUAAUUUUUUGUAAUAAAUAAUAAGUAUUAACACUAAGGUUGCAUUAUUAAAACGUAAACAUAAAUAAUAAGAACAAGAAACCAAUAUUGAGUGCACUGUUCAUAGCGUUUUCUUGUAACAACACUCCAGGGAUGUUUUGAAUCUCAAAGGUUGUACUAUUCUCAAUUAGUAAAAUAAUGAAAUUGUUAUGGCUAACACAAAAAGAAAAUGAAGGGUUAAUUGGUCUCACAUUUAGAGAGGAGGGUUAUCAACAUUUUGGAAAUGUUAACAAAGCUUAAGAAAUUAAUAUGGCAUUCAAUGUUGAAAUUUAUAAAAAAAAUCUUCUUUUUUUUAUCACUUACAAACAUUUAGGUUGGUCACUAACUUUUAUAUUCUCGGCCCUAGAGUCCCAAAUUGAGUGCAGUGACGCCUACCCUAAAGUACUGGUGCAUUAGGCAUUUUUCAGUGUUAGAUGAGAAAUGUAUAUCUAAAAAUCAAACUACCAUGUGUUGAGGAUUUGGUAGGUUGCUUUCAAAAUGGGUAAACAGACAAGGUCAACAAAACAGAAGAUUGAGACAUCGCAUAAAGUCAAUUACUGGCUCCAACUUACAUCAAAACAUAUGGCCUAAUUCAAAGUUGGUAGAAAACGGUUAACCACCAGAAUGAAUCAACGUGCCAAUACGUUUACUCAUUCAAUAAACUAUAGGGGGGGGGGGGGGGGGGGGCUAGUGAAUUGGGGCAUUAUUCUGUUGAAGAGUAAGAUAAUAUAACAUUCUGCUUGCAUAAUGUAAUGAUAGAUAGGCGGAUCCAGUUCUUGGGAUAUGCAUUCCAUUAGUGUGAAAGUGCCAAAAUGACCCCAGCUUUGCAACGACGUGAUGACCAAAUGACCGUCCAGUGUGCUCUUUUUGAGUUGCAGCCCUACCCAAAAGCUAGGAUCCGCUCCAGUAACAUGUUAGUUUGCUGCUAUUUUGGACAAUCACACCCAACUAACUUAUCCUUUUAGCUGUUCACAGUUUAUCAAAUUCAACUGCCAUGAUUUGAAAACGUAAACAGUGAUAUACUGUUUAUAUUUUGUUCAUCAAGUUUUUAAUUUUGGAUGUAUUGCAAUAGUCAUAGUUUGCAAUGGAACCCUUUUCCUGAAAUGCACUUUAUUAUGUAUAGCAAAUUAUGUUUUUGAAUUUGAUUACCGCAUAUCGGUCAUAUUAAAUGGUCACAGCACAAUCUAUGCCGUGAAAAUUGUCUUCGAUGCAUUUUCCACAGGUGUUUUCCAAUUAAUAUGUAAUAGAGAAGUCUAUUUUGUGAGUAUUACCGUAAAUAAAUAAUUUAAUAGAAAAUUGAAUGUUCCAUGGCAAAAUAAAUACCAUGGCAAAUUAAAGAGACCGCGGCACUCACGAAGGCAUUUCUGAUUGUAUUAUAAUGUGAAAGUAGUUUAGAGCUAACAUCAAAAAUGCUUAGGAUUUCACUCCUUAAUUACAUAUCAGUUACCUUGUGAAGUUACCGGACAGAGUAAUAUGGAGGUUGUUUCAUGGAUGUGGUGUUAUACACCCUUGAUUAUAUGUUGCUAUAAAACAGGGCUAUACUUAACCAGCUGAUGCUCUGCUGCUCCAUAUCAAUGUUCCAGUGCGCCGUUCUAUGAAGCUAUCUUAGAUAGCUCUAAGAUCACAUUAUGUGCAUAACUACCUAAUGCACCUAGGGUAAUCUUAGAGCUAAGAUCGCUUCGUGGACGGGGACUAGGGUUGUUCAAGAUGUUCGAGCAGCGUAACCAUCCACCCUACAGCACUCAUUUGGCCCGAGCGAUUAUCUGUACGGGAAUCUGAAAGGCUUUUUUCGUGGUACACAGUUUGAAUAUGACCAACGUGUAAAGGCUGCAACGGAGGGGUCGUUAACAUUUGAUGUGCCAACCAGAAGAGUUCCAGUUUGCUGGCAUCAGUAGUUUGAAAAUUUAAUGGGCCAAAUGCAAUGAGGUUAAGGGUGAUUAUCUUGAAAAGUAAUGUAGAAGCAUAUGGAAUCAUAUCACAAUCAAUUUAAAACAAUAAUUAAUUAGGCUGCGGCCCCGCUGUUUUUUUUCAAUCAAUCAACUAUAUGAUAUGUGCUUAUAUCCACUGAGGGUCCAUGCACGCCUGUCUUGGACACGCCCCGGAAGUUACCUCAGAUGUGUCACGGGUAAAGAAAACCCAUGAGUCUUGUUUAUGAAUGAACUAUGUUAUCAUCAUAAAUAUUACUGGUCCACAAUAUUAAAAUUUACAUAUUAUUUUUUAAGUGGUCAUAUGUAACAUGUUGUACGCAAUAUAUGAACCUAGUCCUGUGUUUAUAAAACCAGUUGGUGACUCAAGACUCAAUCUAACUCAUGUUCUAACGAUACAGCAACUUAGUCGCAACUGACGUCAUUACUGAAGUUUUGAGCUGCGAGUCUAAACUAGGUUUUACAAGCACGGUUUUGUAAUGGGGAUUUAAAUGUUUGAGCUACAUGUAUAUAAAUAUCUUUGACGACUAUAUCAUCUUUAUGUGUGCAAUACGGACGUGUUUGUCGUGUGGUGUAAAUAUUGGUGUAUAUUAAUGUGAAUGUCACUGAAAGGAAACAUUCCCCAAAGAAAUAAAAACAAUUGUGAUAAUGA
Messenger RNA from Gigantopelta aegis, 8361 nucleotides. Its product is annotated as syntaxin-16-like. Gene Ontology annotation, molecular function: SNAP receptor activity; SNARE binding. Gene Ontology annotation, cellular component: SNARE complex; membrane; endomembrane system. Bases 85 to 1020 code for a protein of 311 amino acids. Lineage: Eukaryota; Metazoa; Mollusca; Gastropoda; Neomphalida; Peltospiridae. The record is from RefSeq and is a predicted model, not a curated record. Gene Ontology annotation, biological process: intracellular protein transport; vesicle fusion; vesicle-mediated transport. The transcript has 8 exons.